CUGAGCUUCAUCAUUUGACGUGAUGAACAGCACAAUUCCCAGUCCUUUACCACCAAGCUCUCGCAUUACUUUAGCAUUUUUAAUGGGCAUACUUGCUUUUGCUAUAAUGUUAGGAAAUGCCAUUGUCAUUUUAGCUUUUGUGGUGGACAAAAAACUUAGACAUCGAAGUAAUUACUUUUUCCUUAACUUGGCCAUUUGUGACUUCUUUGUUGGUGUGAUCUCCAUUCCUUUGUACAUCCCUCAGAAGUUGUUUGAUGGGAACCUUGAAAUUCAAACCUGUGUAUUUUGGCUUAUUGUGGACUAUCUUUUGUGUACAGCAUCUGUAUAUAACAUCGUACUCAUCAGCUACGAUCGAUACCAGUCAGUCUCCAAUGCUUUCUCUUACAGAGCUCAACACUCUGGGAUAUGGAAGAUCGUGGCUCUGAUGGUGGCCGUCUGGGUGCUGGCCUUCUUAGUGAAUGGGCCACUAAUUAUAAUUUCAUAUUCUUGGAAGGAAAAAGAGAGGUAUUGUAGUCCUGGAUUUUUUUCAAAAUGGUAUAUCCUUGCCAUCACGUCAUUCCUGGAAUUCCUAGCCCCAGUCUUCUUAAUAGCUUAUUUCAAUAUCUAUAUUUACUGGAGUCUAUGGAAGCGCAGUUGUCUCAAUAGGGGGCAAAGUCCUCCUGAACUCAGUUCUGCCUCUUCAGGUAACUCUGAACACUUGUUCAAGUGUCGACUGUUUUCAAAGGCAUCUCUUGCUGAACCAAAGGAAGCAGCAGCACCCCUUCGUUUCGAGAGACAAGAAAGAAAGAACAGUUUCUUUUUUUGUGUAAGAACCCAGAAGAAGAGAGAUGUAAUUGCUUCUAAAACGGAUUCCCUCUCCCGCUCAGAUAACCUAAUUCUUCACCAAAAAGAAUAUAUUGCACUGCUCAAAGUCAAGAAAUUAGCCAAGUCACUCGCCAUUCUCUUAGGUGUUUUCAUCGUUUGCUGGGCUCCUUAUUCUCUGUUCACAUUUGUUCAUUCAAUUUAUAAGUCAGGUCAGCAAUUUUACACGUUUGGGGCAGCUGAAACAAUUGUCUACGAGGUCACAUUUUGGCUUCAGUGGUGUAAUUCCCUCAUCAAUCCUUUUUUGUAUCCAUUGUGUCACAAACGCUUUCAGAAGGCUUUCUUGAAAAUAUUUUGUUUAAAAAAGCAACCCAUACUACCCCUCCCUCAGACAGUGUCCUCUUAAAGACAAUUUAAUUUUUUUCUUCUUAAUCAUUUUUUUAUUAAUGUUUGAAUACAGCUGUCUCCAUUUUCCCAUCACCACUUUCCCCCGCCCCACCCACUGCCACUUCACAUCCUCAAUCCUACCCUCCUUUGGCUUUGUCCAUUGGUCCUUUAUACAUGUUCAUUGAUGACACUUUCCCUCCUUACCUCCAUUAUUCCCACCCCCAUCCCC
Molecule: messenger RNA, 1417 nt
Organism: Phyllostomus hastatus (greater spear-nosed bat)
Lineage: Eukaryota; Metazoa; Chordata; Mammalia; Chiroptera; Phyllostomidae
Gene: HRH4
Product: histamine receptor H4
Exons: 3
Coding region: 23-1207 (394 amino acids)
Biological process (GO): adenylate cyclase-activating adrenergic receptor signaling pathway; inflammatory response; positive regulation of cytosolic calcium ion concentration
Cellular component (GO): membrane
Molecular function (GO): histamine receptor activity
Source: RefSeq, a predicted model, not a curated record